Messenger RNA from Neurospora hispaniola, 624 nucleotides. RefSeq lists its product as uncharacterized. Bases 1 to 624 code for a protein of 207 amino acids. The transcript has 3 exons. The record is from RefSeq and is a predicted model, not a curated record. Lineage: Eukaryota; Fungi; Ascomycota; Sordariomycetes; Sordariales; Sordariaceae.
AUGCGGAGUUGGCAUGGCGGGGACGAAACGGGCAAACUUCGGGGUGACGUGGGGCCCGUGCUGAACCCCGACGUUUUCCCGGUCCUGGAACUGUUGCUGAGGUUAUUUGUCACGAACAGCACAUUCUCAAGCGUACCACCUCGCCCCGUCGAACGAACACGAACAAACUCAACCAACCACCAUCACUCCACUUGCCUACUGGUGAUCGAUGCCCCUUUCCCCCGCCUCCUACCCCGUGUUGUGGGGGUGCCAGGGGGCCCCGGCAGAGAAGAACCAGAACAUCGACGGACAAAACCCCGGACAACCCCGGACAAAGAUGCAGAAUCGGCCCGAUGUUGGAGGUCUAUCGACGCCCGUAGACACAACUGGCUCCAGAAUGGGACCCAAAAUCCCCAGACAACGAGACAAGCGCGAGACAACCCAGCUGACCUUGAGCCUCUUCAGUUAGGUCGGGCUAGAAUCAGUCUAGAAUGCAGGCGGCAUGACGACAAGUCCCGUGGGGAACCUUUCGAUAUCUCGGGACAUGGCCUACCCAUUUGGCUAGACACCGUUGAUAGACAACAUGUCCCCAGCCUGACGGGACCCUCCUCAUCACGGAACAAUGGUUGCAAUGGAACUAGCUAG